CAAGUCGUUCAGCGAAAAGAUCGACAAGGAGGUGAACCUGUCGCCGGCAACCAAAUUCGGAUGGAUUCAAGGAGUCCUGGUGCGAUGCCUUCUGAACAUCUGGGGUGUGAUGCUGUUCCUUCGACUCUCCUGGGUCGUCGGACAGGCGGGAAUCGGUCUCGCCAUUGCGGUCAUCUUGUUAGCGUCGGCGGUGACGAUGCUGACCACACUUUCCAUGUCCGCCAUCUGCACCAACGGAGAAGUCCGAGGAGGUGGGACGUACUACAUGAUAUCCCGGAGUCUGGGCCCGGAGUUUGGGGGCGCCAUUGGACUCAUCUUUUCUCUCGCCAACGCCGUGGCCGUGGCCAUGUACGUCGUGGGUUUCGCGGAAACGGUCCAAUCCGUGCUCACGCGCAAGGAGACGCUGAUCGUGGACGGCUCGAUGAACGACAUCCGGAUCAUCAGCUGCGCGACAGUCAUCGUGCUUCUCUGCAUCGCACUCAUCGGAACAGAAUGGGAGUCGAAGGCUCAGAUCGUCCUGCUCAUCAUCCUACUCACAGCCAUGGUGGACUUCGUUGUGGGCUCCUUCUUCCAGCCGACGGAAGUCCAGCUGGCCCAGGGUUACACCAGCUGGUCGUUGAAGGUCACCAUGGAGAACUUCAAGCCUGACUUUCGGGAGGGCGAGACCUUUUUCAGCGUCUUCUCCAUCUUUUUUCCGGCGGCCACUGGGAUCCUCGCUGGAGCCAACAUUUCUGGAGACCUGAAGGAUCCUCAGAAGGCCAUUCCUCGUGGCACGCUGCUGGCCAUCUUGAUCACGACCAUCUCGUACGUGGGAUUCGCCGUCAUCGCCGGGAGCACAGUGUUGCGAGACGCCACGGGCGAGGUCCUGAACGGCACGAGCCCCGAAUCUCUGGUCUUGAGCUUCGCCAACUGCACCGCCACGGACACCGGGAAGUGCCCUUACGGUCUCAUGAACAACCAUCAGGUCAUGGAGAUGGUUUCCGCCUAUGGCCCCCUGGUCAUCGCCGGCGUGUUUGCUGCCACCCUGUCUUCUGCGUUGGCCAGCUUGGUCAGCGCACCCAAGGUCUUCCAGGCCCUUUGCAACGACAAGCUGUUCCCGUACAUUCACUGGUUUGGCCAGGGCUUUGGCAAGAACAACGAACCCCGGAGGGGCUACGUGCUUGCCUUUGUCAUUUCCCUCGCUUGCUGCGCCAUUGGCGAAUUGAACGCCAUUGCGCCCAUCAUUUCCAACUUUUUCCUGGCCGCAUACUGCCUCAUCAACUUCUCCUGUUUCCACGCCUCGUUCACUAGGAUGCCGGGAUUCCGACCGGCGUUCCGUUACUACAACCUGUGGGCCAGUCUGCUGGGUGCAGUUCUCUGCCUCAGCGUCAUGUUCAUCACCAACUGGCCAACUGCUCUGGGGACCUUCGCCAUAGUGCUGGGACUCUAUAUUUUUAUCUACAACAGAAAACCAGACGUGAACUGGGGAUCUUCGACUCAAGCUCAAACUUACCUUGACGCACUCAACAGCGUCGUCAAGCUCAACAACGUGCGAGAUCACAUCAAGAAUUAUAGGCCACAAAUAUUAGUUUUGACUGGGAACCCGGCCGAUCGUCUUCCGCUGGUGGAUUUUGCCUACCUUCUGACCAAGAAGCUGUCGCUUAUGGUCUGCGGGGACAUCCGAAAGCCCCCGAUGUCUUACCGGUCCCGCAACCUGCUGACGGCCAAGGCGUAUCGCUGCUUCGAAGAACGCAAGGUGAAGGCCUUCUACAGCCUCAUUGAGGAGCCCAGCUUCUCCAGGGGUGUGCUUUCCCUCAUUCAGCUGGUGGGCGUCGGCAAGCUGCGACCCAACGUGGUGCUCAUGGGCUACAAAGCCAACUGGCAGACCUGCCCCAGGGAGGAGCUACAAGAGUACUUCGACGCCAUACAUCAUGCCUUCGACUCGCACAUGUCUCUCGGGAUCAUGCGUCUCGCGGAGGGCCUGGACCACUCCAAGUACACCGUGGUCGAGGAGGACGCGCCGGUGCCCACCGCGCCGAACAACGCCGGGACCAACCAGCUGUCCGCGGACACCAAGGGCAGCGUGAACAACGACGCUUCUUCCACCGAAACACUCGCCCGCAACGCCUCCAACUCUCAGUUGUCCCAAGCCGGCAGCUCCUGCGACGACGACGAAACGACGCCGACCCAGACGCCUUCCCAGACUCCGACUCUGGAACGUGGCAACCGAGACUCCGGUCUGGGGUCGUACCGCAAGACGACGGAGAGCGUCGCCGUGACGGCGGAGCCAGAGGCCCCGGUGGCGGGGUCGAUCUCGACGACGGUGACGUUCCGGCGCAAUGUGACGACGUCGCCGACGGUGCUCCAGCGCUGGACCCGGCGGACGUCGUCCCAGGCGCUCGAGUUGGCCCGCGCCGUGCCCAAGAACGUGCUCCUCUCCGUGAACCAGUUCCAGCGGAAGCAGAAGAAAGGCACCGUCGAUGUCUGGUGGCUGUACGAUGAUGGAGGUCUGACGAUGCUGAUUCCCUACCUGCUCUCAACGAGGUCUCAGUUCUCCGGCUGCAAGCUCAGGGUCUUUGCACUUGCCAACAAAAAAUACGAGCUGGAUCAAGAACAGCGAAACAUGGCCGCUCUUCUCAGUAAAUUCCGGAUAGAAUAUUCCGACGUCACGGUCAUUCCAGACAUCGUCAAACCUCCCAAGGAGUCGACGAAAGCCGAGUUCAACAGAAUUUUGAAGCCGUGGAGAAGGUCCUCUCAAGAUGUGGACGCUAAGGACUUGACCACGCCAUUUGUCAGUGAUUCGGAGGUUCUGGCAGUGAAAGAGAAGACAUACCGAAAUCUUCGUCUUCAUGAACUACUUCGGGAGCACUCCACAAAUGCUUCACUGGUUGUCAUGACGUUGCCCAUGCCCCGCAAGGGCACGUGCACAGCGCCCAUGUACAUGGCAUGGUUGGAGAUGCUCACGAAGGACAUGCCGCCCUUCCUCUUGGUUCGGGGAAACCAAACCAGCGUGCUUACUUUCUAUUCGUAGGUCAAGCCACGUCUCGAGCCCUGUCCAUCUUCAGAGAAUUCCCUCGCGUAGUUAAGGAGACAUUGAGUUGUCGGUCACGUAGCUUGCGUCCAAGCGUGGCUGCUGCUUUUUUAUUUUUAUACAUGAUGUUUGUUUCGGAGUUCAGUUUUCGAGGUUAAUAUAAUUUGGAGACGGGGAGCGGUGAUUUUAGGUAGCAUGCACAUCUGUAAAUACUUGCAUUAGAAGACUUUGUAGCAUGUGUUUUUUAUCGUUAGUUUUUUUUUGUUACUUAGUGGUAAAGCAGACCCGCGGAAGUUUUCUUUUUUGGUUUUGUUUGUCUCCUUGUUGUUCCCAAAGCAUUUUUUAUGAGGUGAGUGCAGAUGCCAAUAGGGCGAUUGCAUCACGUUUCUACAGCCGUGUUCCAGGAAAAAAAAUUCUAGUCUGAGAUUGUUUUUGUAAGAAGUGGCUUGUAUUCAAUAAAGAAUCUACAGCUUUCUCAUAAAA
Messenger RNA from Ixodes scapularis (black-legged tick), 3493 nucleotides. RefSeq names its product solute carrier family 12 member 2. Gene Ontology annotation, molecular function: sodium:potassium:chloride symporter activity. Bases 110 to 3010 code for a protein of 966 amino acids. The transcript has 23 exons. Gene Ontology annotation, cellular component: membrane. Lineage: Eukaryota; Metazoa; Arthropoda; Arachnida; Ixodida; Ixodidae. The record is from RefSeq and is a predicted model, not a curated record. Gene Ontology annotation, biological process: potassium ion homeostasis; cell volume homeostasis; sodium ion transmembrane transport.